Messenger RNA from Rotaria sordida, 3339 nucleotides. NCBI's taxonomy places the organism in Eukaryota, Metazoa, Rotifera, Eurotatoria, Philodinida, Philodinidae. The record is from the annotation of a GenBank genome assembly.
AUGGGUAUUCUUGAAAAAAUUGCCGAUAUUGAAAAGGAAAUAGCAAGAACACAAAAAAAUAAGGCAACUGAAUAUCAUUUGGGUUUAUUGAAAGCAAAAUUAGCAAAAUUUCGUCAAGCAUUAAUGGAAGGCGAUGCUAAGAGUGGUUCUGGCAAGGGUGAAGGUUUUGAUGUUAUUAAAUCCGGUGAUGCACGUAUAGCUCUUAUUGGUUUUCCAUCAGUCGGAAAAAGUACAUUAUUAAGUACAGUUACACGUACUGAAUCAACUGCUGCUUCAUAUGAAUUUACAACAUUGACUUGUAUUCCGGGUGUGAUUCAAUAUAAUGGUGCUGAGAUUCAAUUACUCGAUUUACCUGGUAUUAUUGAAGGAGCUGCUCAAGGCAAAGGUCGAGGACGUCAAGUUAUUGCUGUAGCACGUACUGCUGACAUGGUUUUAAUGAUGUUAGAUGCAACAAAAGGUGAAAAACAAAGAGAAAUUCUUGAAGAGGAACUUGAAAGUGUUGGUAUUCGAUUAAAUAGAUGUAAACCAGAAAUAUAUUUUAAGCAAAAAAAAACUGGUGGUAUUAACAUAACAAGUACAGUACCAAUGACAAAAUGUUCAGAAAAAAUGAUUCAAUUAAUACUUCAUGAAUAUAAACUUUUUAAUGCACAAGUUCUUUUUCGUGAUGAUUAUACAAGUGAUGAAUUUAUUGAUGUUGUUGUUGGUCGGCGUGUUUAUAUGCCAUGUCUUUAUGUUUAUAAUAAAAUUGAUCAAGUAUCAAUUGAAGAAGUUGAUCGACUUGCUCAUUUACCACAUUCAGUUGUUAUUAGUUGUAAUAUGAAAUUAAAUAUUGAUUAUAUGCUUGAAAGUAUAUGGAAAUUAUUAAAUUUAAUACGUAUUUAUACAAAAAAACGUGGUGAAAAACCUGAUUUUGAUGGAGGAUUAAUUAUUAGAAAUGGAACAACUGUUGAACAUGUCUGUCGUAUUGUUCAUCGAACAUUGGUUGAUCAAUUUAAAUAUGCACUUGUUUGGGGUACAUCAGUAAAAUUUUCACCACAACGUGUUGGUCUUUCACAUGUUUUACAGAAUGAAGAUGUUAUUUGUUUACAUACGUAUACUUCUCUUAAUUCAUAUAUAACAACAGAUGAUCCUCAUCCACGUACAUCUUCAAAUACAACUUUUGCUACCGGUGAAAAAUUAUUAUCUGGUCAUUAUGAAUCACUUGAUUAUGAAUGUGAUGAAAGUGAAAUAGCUCAUAUGGAAGAAAAACGUUUAGGUUAUCAACAUACACGUCGUAUAGUUGUAUUAAAAUGGUUAAUUAUGUUAUUAAUUGGUAUAUGUACAGGAUUAAUAGCUGUAUUUGUUGAUUUUACAGUAAAAAAUUUAACAAAAUUUAAAUUUAGUUAUGUACAAAAUAAAUUAGAAACAUGUCUAUCUGAACAUUGUUUAUUUAAACCAUAUUUAGCAUGGAUUGGUAUAAAUAUAAGUAUGGUUCUUAUUGCAGGUCUUCUUAUUCUGUGGGAACCAGUUGCACGUGGUUCAGGUAUUCCACAAGUUAAAUGUUAUCUUAAUGGUGUAGCUAUUCCACAUGUACUUCGUUUAAAAGCAUUAAUUGCUAAAGUCUUGGGUGUUAUAUUUGCUGUAUCUGGUGGAUUAGCUGUUGGAAAAGAAGGACCUAUGAUACAUGCUGGUGCGAUUGUUGCUGGUGGAAUUUCACAAGGAAAAAGUACUUCCUUAAAAUUUGAUUUACAUAUUUUGAAAUAUUUUCGUACUGAUAAACAUAAACGUGAUUUUGUAUCAGCUGGUGCUGCAGCUGGUGUUGCUGCAGCUUUUGGUGCUCCUGUUGGUGGUGUUUUAUUUGCUUUAGAAGAAGGUGCAAGUUUUUUUAAUCAACAAUUAACAUGGUUUAUUUUUUUUGCAUCAAUGACAUCAACAUUUACUUUAAAUGUUGUUAUGAGUGCAAUUGAUGGUCAUUUUGGUGAUUUAUCAUCACCAGGUUUAAUCAAUUUUGGACUUUUUAAAGAUACUCCAUAUAUGUGGUUUGAAUUACCUUUAUUUAUUGUAGUGGGUUGUAUUGGUGGUAUAUUUGGUGCUUUAUUUAAUCAAUUAAAUUUACGUUUAACUAAAUUUCGACAUCAUUAUAUAAAUAAACGUUGGUUAUUAGUUAUUGAAGUAAUACUUGUUGCAGCAACAACUGUUGUUGUGGCUUUUCUAUUAAUUAUUGGAACAAUGUAUGAAUGUCGACCGAUUAAAACACAAUUAGAACUUAAUUCACCUACAAUACAAUUAUAUUGUCCUGAUGGACAAUAUAAUGUAAUGGGAACAAUUGUUUUUAGUACACCAGAACAAGCUGUAAGAAAUUUAUUUCAUAGUGAAAUAGGAACAUAUUAUCCAUGGAGUUUAUUAGUUUUUUGUAUUAUUUAUUUUUGUUUAACUUGUUGGACAUAUGGAGUUAUUGUUAGUUCAGGUCUUUUUAUUCCAAGUCUUUUGAUUGGUGCUUCAUGGGGUCGAUUAGUAGGAAUUGUUUUACAUACAUUAUUUCCAUCAAAUGUUAAAUAUUUUGAUCCUGGAAAAUAUGCUCUAUUUGGAGCUGCAUCACAACUUGGUGGUACUAUGCGAAUGACAAUAAGUCUUGCAGUCAUUUUAAUUGAAGCUACUGGUGAUAUUGGACUUGGUCUACCAAUUAUGAUUGUAUUAACAGUAGCUAAACUUACAGGUGAUUAUUUUAAUGAAGGAUUUUUUGAUAUGCAUAUUGCUUUACAAAGUGUACCAUUUCUACCAUGGCAAUCUGACAUAUUUGCAUAUCAACUUUCAGCUUUAAAUAUUAUGUCAGCACCAGUAAUUCAAUUGAAAACUGUUGAAAAAGUUGAGAAUAUUUAUCAUAUUUUACGUACUGAAAGUCAUCAUGGUUUUCCCGUUGUUGAUCAUCAUACAGAUGAAACAAGUAAUCAACGAGCUGGUACAUUUCAAGGAAUUAUUCUACGUCAUCAACUUAUAACAAUGUUAAGAAAACGAAAUUUUAUUUCAUUAAAUGAUUCUCUUCGUGAUUAUUUAACAAUGGAUGAUUUCCGUGAAAGUUAUCCACGUCAUCCACCAAUUGAAAGUAUCCAUUUAACUAAUGAAGAGCGAGAACUUUAUUGUGAUUUAAGACCAUAUAUGCAUUUAGCUUAUACUGUUUCACAUAGUGCAACACUUCCACGUAUAUUUUCAAUGUUUCGAGGUCUUGGUUUACGUCAUUUAGUUGUUGUUAAUGAUAAAAAUGAAGUUGUUGGAAUGAUCACACGAAAAGAUUUAGCUCGAUUUCGUAUGACACAUAAAAAAGGUCAUACAUCAAUUGAAGAACUUGCCAUAUCACACUAA